GAGGAGUCCUCCUAGCGGUUCGUUGUGGAACUGUACGUUCACAUCUCUCGCUCUCGUCGGUCUCGUCUCCGUGAGACACCGGCUCACCAUAUGCCUACCAAAACAAGACACAGUGAAGCAACGCGAAGUAUUUAAACAUAAGUAGCAAGAUAACAGAACGGACAUCAAGCCAGUUGCGUUGUUCACAGUCAAGCUAGCUAACUAGCUUAGCUAACUCUGCCAUGGACCCGCGAGACACAGCCCCGGAUUCAUGGGAGCAGGAGGAGGAUGCCGAGGCCCGAGCCGCCGCGGGACUCCAGUCCGCUCUCGCCGCUCUCAACGUCAAUGCCAAGCCGUUUGUCCCGAAUGUCAACGCGGCGGUGUUUGUACCGACCUUCUUUCAAAGCAGCCCCACGGAAAUCCCAAUAUCCGACGGUCACGGUAGGUUAGUGCGUGAUGUUGUGUAGUGUUGUAAUAACGGGAUUUUGACAGCUGCUCUUAUUGCCUGGUGUUAGCCAGGUUAACUACAGUAGCUAGCUAGAUAACGUUAGCUAUCUUGGGGUUGUAGCUAGCAAGCUCACUAGACUAGUGAAUGAUAUUGCUCAACACUAAAGUGACAGUUUUGACAUGAUGGUGCAACUUUUAUAGCUAGGCCUACUGCUCAUGACUAUUAUUAUUGUUAAGCCAUCACCCAUACUGGAUUCCUAUUCAGAAAGCUCCAAUGUCAAUUUAAUGCCAACGAUAAACGCAACAACUUGUCUCUUCCCAGGUGCUGAGCCAGUUGCCAGAAUGGAGCUGUCAGAAACAGUUGGUAUGUGUUCUGUGUUUAUUACUAUUUUGUUAUUAUGCAGCUAAAACUAUUCUUCCUUCUUGUGCUUCUCUUUGCCACUCAGUUGUGUUGGACUUUGCACAAUGUUAUUGUUUUGGACAAUCACAGAUGGUAUCAGAUUGAUUGUUGAAGAUGUGUAUCACAGGUGUUUUUUUAAAGCCCUUAGGUCUCAAUCAUUAUUUUUACCUGCAGAAGGUUGCCUUGCCAACUCCCACCCAAAUAAUUCCAGAAGGGAUUGCAAAUGUCCUUCAGUCAGUAUUGUUUACCUUUCAUUCAUUCACUCAUUCAUUCAUUCAGACGUUGAAACGUCUCUUCAGGCCUACUGCUCACUGGGAGGUAGCCUAGGCCUGAAGGCCAGCUCUGGGAAACAUGACAAGGUCCAACUGGGAGGGUUGGCAAGCUCCCACUCACUACAUGCACAUCUAUAGCAUGAUGCAACAUCACAGGCCUAUGCCUAAAAUAUACUAGUACACUGGGACACAUGGAAACAGAUAGAGGAUAUGACGUUUGUUAGACUGGUAUAACCAAAUGGGGCACAGUCCAGUUGUGGUAUUUUCAGAGAAUAUUGCUGUAUAGAGGUACUAUGUUGACCAGCCCUAUAUGUGCUGAGGUCAGGUGUUUUACAUUUGGCAGGAUAACACUGCCGCUGUGCACAUCUACUCAGGUUACAUAGGCCUGAUUUAUCUGUUAGUGUGACACCUGGCUGUAACUGUAGCCUGCCAGGGAGAGAGAGAGAGAGAGAGAUUUUAAAUUGAAUUGAAUUGAAAUUGAAUUGAAUUGCGAGAGAAAGAGAGAGGACACAAGGGGAAGGGAGUUCUGAGUGACUGUUGAAGUUACCUCGUGGGUUUAUAGUUCAGAACAAAGAUGCCGUCUUUGUAAUGUGUAGUUUAUUUUUUCUGUGGUAUUGCAUGCAAUGUAUGCAUGCCUCUCUGAGCAGUUGUCAUCAUGACCUUUCUCCAGUGCUGAUUGUGAAUCAGCCAAGUGUUUAAUUUCAAGGAUGAGGAGGUGAAGGCCUUGUUUAUGUGCUACUAUGGGAAUAGUUUUUCUGAUGCACUAAUCUACAGAUUUUAUUAGCAGGUUUCUAAAUCUGCAUUAGUGCUAGAUUAACUUGAAUUUCUUUAAAUAAUGCAUUUAAUUUGUUCAAUAUACUGUAAAGUUAGCUAGUUAUCACUACUAUCAUUACAAAGCUAUAUCACUAUUAAAUAAGGAUAUUGAACAGCCAUGGUAUACAGUGCCUUCAGAAAGUAUUCACACCCCUUGACUUUUUCAACAUUUUGUUGUGUUACAGCCUGAAUUUAAAAUGGAUUAAAUUGAGAUUUUGUAUCACUGGCCUACACACAAUACCCCAGAAUGUCAAAGUGGAGUUAUGUUUUUAGAAAUGUUUACAAAUUCAUAAAAAAUGAAAAGCUGAAAUGUCUUGAGUCAAUAAGUAUUCAACCCCUUUGUUAUGGCAAGACUAAACUAAGUUCAGGAGUAAAAAUGUGCUUAACACGUUACAUAAUAAGUUGCAUGGAUUCACUCUGUAUGCAAUAAUAGUGUUUAACAUGAUUUUUGAAUUACUAACUCAUCGCUGUACUACAUACAUACAAUUAUCUGUAAGGUCCCUCAGUCGAGCAGUGAAUUUCAAACAAAGAUUCAACCACAAAGACCAGGGAGGUUUUCCAAUGCAUCGCAAAGAAGGGCACCUAUUGGUAGAUGGGUAAAAAUAAAAGAAGCAGACAUUGAAUAUCCCUUUGAGCAUGGUGAAGUUAUUAAUUACACUUUGGAUGGUGUAUCAAUACAUCCAGUCACUACAAAGAUACAGGCAUCCUUCCUAACUCAGGUGCCAGAGAGGAUUGAAACCGCUCAGGGAUUUCACCAUGAGGCCAAUGGUGACAGAGUUACAUAGUUUAAUGGCUGUGUUAGGAGAAAACUGAGGAUGGAUCAACAACAUUGUACUUACUCCACAAUACUAACCUAAAUGACAGAGUAAAAAGAAGGAAGCCUGAACAGAAUAAUAAUAUUCCAAAACAUGCAUCCUGUUGGCAAUAAGGCACUAAAGUAAAACUGCAAAGAAAUUAACUUUAUGUCCUCAAUACAAAGCUUUAUGUUUGAGACAAAUCUAACACAACACAUCACUCUUAAUAUUUUCAAGCAUGGUGGUGGCUCCAUCAUGUUAUGGGUAUGCUUGUCAUGGGCAAGGACUAGCAAUUUUUUUUGGAUAGAAUUGAAUAGAGCUUAGCACAGGCAAAAUCCUAGAGAAAAACCUAAUAUAGUCUGCUUUCCAACAGACACUGGGAGACAUAUUCACCUUUCAGCAGGACAAUAGGCCAAAUAUACAUUGGAGUUGCUUACCAAGACGACAUUGAAUGUUCCUGAUUGGCCUAGUUACAGUUUUGACUUAAAUGGGCUUGAAAAUCUAUGGCAAGACUUGAAAAUGGCUGUCUAGCAAUGAUCAACAACCAACUUGACAGAGCUUGAAGAAUUUUAAAAAGAAUAAUGUGCAAAUAUUGUACAAUCCAGGUGAGCAAAGCUCUUAGAGACUUACCCAGAAAGCUGUAAUCGCUGCCAAAUGUGAUUCUAACAUGUAUUGACUCAGGGGUGUGAAUACUUAUGUAAAUGAGAAUGUCUAAAAACAUGUUUCAAUUUGUCAUUAUGGGGUAUUUUGUGUAGAUGGGUGAGAAAAAAAUUAAUUUGAUCCAUUUUGAAUUCAGGCUGUAACACAACAAAAUGUGGAAUAAGUCAAGGGGUAUGAAUACUUUCUGAAGGCAUUGUAGGUGACCACAACUAUGUAGUACAUGUUUAAUAUGCCAAUUUCAUUGUCAUAUUGUGUGAGGUCAGAGAUCAAAGAGCAUUGUUUGAAGAGAACAGCCAAUCACUGUGUAGUCCCGCACACAGUGUGCCGGUACUCUCCUCUCUGUUCACAAGCUAUCUCAUAUACUCAUCAUGCACCUGUGAAAUCUGCUGUAUGUGGACUACCUUCAACAAAAGAGCAUUGUUUCAUAGUCUACGUCAGUGGUAAACGAGUGCCGCUUGUGUCCUUUAGCUCUGGUGGAGAACGGAGGAGGGACAGAAGCAGACAUAAUGGUGGAGGUGGAGGCAUGGGAGCAGAAAGAGGAACCUGGGGAAGGAGAACCAGGAGGAGGGGGAGCCCUGGGAGAAGAGGGGGGUUCCAGUGAGGAGGCGCAGGGAAAGGAGGAGAUGAUGGAGGAGGAGGAAGAGGAGGAGCUGCCCAUGCUCAAAGUAAUCCCGCUCCCACCAGACGCCCCGAAGAAGGAGCAUGUCAAUGUGGUGUUCAUCGGUCAUGUGGGUGCGUCCCUAUUGUAUACUAUGACCUCAUGUUCUUCUUUCCUACAUGGUUUGUUUUCCCUGGACAGAGAGCAAGUGCUGUUAGAAAUUGCCUGUGUAUUCAUUUGGAUUGAAGACCAGUUUUCUUUUUUUCAGAUGCUGGUAAAUCAACUAUUGGAGGUCAGAUCAUGUGAGUAAUAACAUGGUUAUCAAUAACUAUUCCUAGAUUCAAGUUACUGAACAUUUUCUUCUACAGUGUGAUAUCCAUUGCUACUAAUGCCAUGGCUAUCUAGAAAUAAAAUGUUCUCUCCUAUAUUUAUCAGAUCAGGCAAUCUCUGUUUUUCUUUCUUAUCGUAGGUAUUUGACAGGGAUGGUGGAGAAAAGAACCCUGGAGAAAUAUGAAAGGGAAGCAAAAGAAAAGAACAGAGAGACAUGGUGAGCUUACCAUGGAAAUAUAUCCUUGGAAAUAAUGAAAAGGACUCUGAAAAACGUUUUCAUAUGACUUAUUCAUCUUGUGUCCGACAUGAGAAAAUAUGGUAGCCUCUUAAUCAUCAAUUUCAGGCAUCUCAGUUGAUUUUUUCUGCUCGCCAGGUACCUGUCCUGGGCCCUGGACACCAACCAGGAGGAGCGAGACAAGGGGAAGACGGUGGAGGUGGGGAGAGCCUACUUUGAGACAGAGAAAAAGCACUUUACUAUCCUGGAUGCCCCCGGCCACAAAAGCUUUGUCCCCAACAUGAUCGGUGGGGCGUCACAGGCUGAUCUGGCAGUGCUGGUGAGUUUUCCCCAACGAUGCUUAGCGGAAGGCAUUGCAUUGGCCACUUUUCAUAUCUGCUGUGUCGAGGCAAAACCUGCCCCUGUUUCCCUGUUAGUUGGAUAGUUGGAUCGUUGCCAGUAGACAAGUUGACUGGGACUGCAUUUGUUUAGCAAUGGAUUUUGUAUGAUAAGGAAAAGGACUGACUUACUGUAUAAUGAGAGAGUAUUUUCUAACAUGCAUUCUAGUUCUGAAAACUACACUGUAGAUAAUGUACAGUACCUGUAUGGUAUACCCCAGUACCCUAGUGUUUAUCAUGAUCUUCUGCACCUUUGCUAGUCUAACAUAACCCUAUGUUGAGGUCAGGUGAUCUCGGCCAGAAAAGGAGAGUUUGAGACAGGCUUUGAGAAGGGAGGCCAGACGCGGGAGCAUGCCAUGCUGGCCAAGACAGCUGGAGUCAAACACCUCAUCGUCCUCGUCAACAAGAUGGAUGACCCCACCGUCAACUGGAGCUUGGAAAGGUCAGUCAGUACAAUGUACAGUAUAUACAUGCAUCUUGGUAGAGAGAGACAAUAUGUAUAUUUAAAGCCAAAUACAGAGUCUACAGUAUCCCAUCUAAUAUGUUGUUUGACCCUCAUGCUGCAUGGCUGGUUAUGACAGACAGUCAUAGAAUAGGAAAGAUUUUUAAAUGAUUUUGUUCCUCAAUUAGUCAACAUUGUAACAUUGAUAUUGAUAUUUAACACAGUAAAAUAACCCAUCCUCCUCCCUCUCCACUACAGGUAUGAGGAAUGUAAAGAGAAGUUAGUGCCAUUUCUGAAAAAGGUGGGCUUCAACCCAAAGAAGGACAUCUACUUCAUGCCUUGCUCUGGGCUGACGGGAGCCAACCUCAAGGAGCCCAUAGAGGAGUGCACGUGGUACACGUAAGUCAUCCUCCGCUCUGUUCUCUGCAGAAAGUACACGUAAGUCAUCUUCCGCUCUGUUCUCUGCAGAAAGUACACGUAAGUCAUCCUCUGGUCUCUUCUCUGCAGAAAGUACACGUAAGUCAUCCUCUGGUCUCUUCUCUGCAGAAAGUACACGUAAGUCAUCCUCUGGUCUCUUCUCUGCAGAAAGUACACAUAAGUCAUCCUCUGGUCUGUUCUCUGCAGAAAGUACACGUAAGUCAUCCUCUGGUCUCAUCUCUGCAGAAAGUACACGUAAGUCAUCCUCUGGUCUCUUCUCUGCAGCAAGUACACGUAAGUCAUCCUCUGGUCUCUUCUCUGCAGAAAGUACACGUAAGUCAUCCUCUGGUCUCUUCUCUGCAGAAAGUACACGUAAGUCAUCCUCCGCUCUGUUCUCUGCAGAAAGUACACAUAAGUCAUCCUCCGCUCUGUUCUCUGCAGAAAGUACACGUAAGUCAUCCUCCGGUCUCUUCUCUGCAGAAAGUACACGUAAGUCAUCCCCCACUCUGUUCUCUGCAGAAAGUACACGUAAGUCAUCCUCCGAGUCAUCCUCUGCUCUGUUCUCUGCAGAAAGUACACGUAAGUCAUCCCCUGGUCUCUUCUCUGCAGAAAGUACACGUAAGUCAUCCUCUGGUCUCUUCUCUGCAGAAAGUACACGUAAGUCAUCCUCCGCUCUGUUCUCUGCAGAAAGUACACGUAAGUCAUCCUCCGGUCUCUUCUCUGCAGAAAGUACACGUAAGUCAUCUUCCACUCUGUUUUCUGCAGAAAGUACACGUAAGUCAUCCUCCGAGUCAUCCUCUGGUCUGUUCUCUGCAGAAAGUACACGUAAGUACUUGAAACCCUACCUCUUUAAGGAAUACCUGGAAUAGUAUAAAAUAGUAUAAAAGUAAUCAUUCUACCCCUCCCCCACCCCCCAUAAAAAAAGAAGAAAAAGUGGUUGUCCCACUGGCUAUCAUAAAUUGAAUGCACCAAUUUGUAAGUCGCUCUGGAUAAUAGUGUCUGCUAAAUGACGUAAAUGUAAAUGUAAGUUAUCCUCCACUCUGUUCUCUGCAGAAAGUACACGUAAGUCAUCCUCCGCUCUGUUCUCUGCAGAAAGUACAUGUAAGUCAUCCUCUGCUCUGUUCUCUGCAGAAAGUACACAUAAGUCAUCCUCCGGUCUCUUCUCUGCAGAAAGUACACGUAAGUCAUCCUCCACUAUGUUCUCUUCAGAAAGUACACAUAAGUCAUCCUCAGAGUCAUCCUCUGGUCUGUUCUCUGCAGAAAGUACACGUAAGUCAUCCUCCGCUCUGUUCUCUGCAGAAAGUACACGUAAGUCAUCCUCUGGUCUGUUCUCUGCAGAAAGUACACGUAAGUCAUCCCCCACUCUGUUCUCUGAAGAAAGUACACGUAAGUCAUCCUCCACUCUGCUCUCUGCAGAAAGUACACGUAAGUCAUCCUCCACUCUGUUCUCUGCAGAAAGUACACGUAAGUCAUCCGCUGGUCUGUUCUCUGCAGAAAGUACACGUAAGUCAUCCUCCGCUCUGUUCUCUGCAGAAAGUACACGUAAGUCAUCCCCCACUCUGUUCUCUGCAGAAAGUACACGUAAGUCAUCCUCCACUCUGUUCUCUGCAGAAAGUACACAUAAGUCAUCCUCCACUCUGUUCUCUGCAGAAAGUACACGUAAGUCAUCCUCCGCUCUGUUCUCUGCAGAAAGUACACGUAAGUCAUCCUCCGCUCUGUUCUCUGCAGAAAGUACACGUAAGUCAUCCUCUGGUCUGUUCUCUGCAGAAAGUACACGUAAGUCAUCCCCCACUCUGUUCUCUGCAGAAAGUACACGUAAGUCAUCCUCCGCUCAUUUCUCUGCAGAAAGUAAAUGAAUGUCAAUCCCUUUGUGGGUGCUGAGUGACGGUUGGUUGUCAAGUUUUUAUUUUCAUAACAGUCCAUCAAAUCAAUGUUUAUUUUAUCCACCUCCAUAAAACAGCUCUGCUGACUUCUAUGAAGCUAUAAAAGUUCUCUCUGUUCCCAUAAUAAUUGAAAAUCCAUAAAUAUAGUAUUAGAAAAGAUAAUAAUUGAUUGUCCCAAUUGUUCUUUGUUGCCAGGGGGUUGCCAUUCAUCCCACAUCUGGACAGCCUGCCAAGCUUCAACAGAAUCACAGAUGGCCCUGUCAGAUUACCCAUCGUAGACAAAUACAAGGUGAGCUCAGCUGCUGUCAUGAGUUAUUCCAGUUACAUAUCUCUAGCUCUGUAUUGCACUCAACGGCAUAACUUGCAUAAUUUUGAACCAAGCCAAGCCAUCUUAUUCUGUAGUAAUUAAUAAUCCAUUAUGAAUACAUUAUCUCAGAGUUUGACAAAGGUUUAUGAAAUGACUGCUAAAAGACAAGGUUAAUGCAGCAUUGUGCAGCUGCUACACACACACACACACACACACACGCUGGCCUUCCAACAUCACGUCCAGAUGAGGCCCUCUGUUCCGUUCUGGGUGUCCUUCAAAGUCCUCCCUACUGUAGCCAAGGACAUCAGAGUACAGCCAUUUUCUCCACAAGAUAAUUUAGCUUUCUGGCACCGGUUUCACCAGCGUGUGUUUUGGAACAGGUUAGAAGGAAGGGAACGAAAUUGUAUAGCUUUCUCAGCAGGUCUUCUACACACACACACACACACACACACACACACACACACUGCUGUGGUUGUGUAAGAGGGGUGUUAUGAAACCCAGGAGCUCUAACUAGGUCUGGUAUUCAGUUGAUAUAAUGGGAUUACGGUUCAGUUAAUUGGGGGCUGGUUAGGUUGUUAGACUAGCUGGCAGUGGUUCUAUCUUCACUACAGUACAGUAGGUCAGGGGGAUCAACAGCUUAGCUCUAGACGCUAGUACACUCAAUGAAGGCAUCUUAAGUGGGAGCAUAGAAUUGAAAGGAAACAACCAUUCUAAUCGCCUUGACAGAAUCCGUUUUAGUUUUUUUCAUUCAUUCUAUAUAAGUGCAAAUGUUCUAUACUAACCUAGUGUGAGCAGAACCGUAGUAAACUACAGUGUCCUUCCUAGCCCUUAGUACCACUUCCUUUAACUGAGGGGGGGUGCUGAUUAGCAUUUUUCUCCGCUAAUAAAGGAGUAAUAAAGGCCUAGUUCACUGAUUUUGUCGAUUUUAUUUAUUUGUAUUUCUAUUAUUAUAUAUAUCUGUUAAAUGACUAAAAUGUAAAUGUAAUAUUUUUUCAAUUUAUCAGGAGGUGCUGCAGCGCCCUCAGAACCCCUUCUUCCCGAGCCGAAAAAGGUGACAAAUCUGUCGAUGUGCCCUUGAGCAAGGCACUUAACCCUAAUUGCUCCAGGGUCGCUGACCCUGGCGUUGACCCCACUCUCCGAGGGUUACAGAGGAUGAGAAAGGAAACAAAGGAUGUAGUGUAAUAAUACCAUUUCCUUUAACUUGUAGUAAGUAAGUAGCUUUGAGCCGGAACGGCUCAUAGGAGCCUAUCUUCUGUUUCUGUAGCGUGAGGCAGCUUGACGUACAUGUACAACACCCCUUGGACAGGACGCUAGUCUAUCGCAGGGCCUUACCCCCAAACUAAUGCUGAGUGCCAAGCAGAGACGCAUCAGGUCCCAUUUUUACAGUCUUUGGUAUGACCCCGGCCGGGGAUCGAACUCCCAAUCUCAGGGUGGACACUCUAACCACAAGGCCACUGACUUUAACUGGUAGAAUAACCUUUAACCUGGUCUUGGUUGUGCUCUGUGUUCAGGAUAUGGGCACGGUGAUCCUGGGGAAGCUGGAGUCCGGCUCUAUUGCCAAAGCCCAGCAGCUGGUCAUGAUGCCUAACAGGGUAAGGCUCUCCACAAGUCAGUCAUCUGUCCUGCUCCUGGAGAGUAUACAUUACACAAGUGUACAGGAGUCCCUUUCACAAUUUACAUGCACUUUUUAGUCAUUUGGCAGAUUCUCUGCAGAAGAACUUCUGCUAAAUAAUUAAAAUGUAAAUUGUGAAAGGGACUCCAGACAUUACAAUGCACAGUUUUGGAUUCUCCAACAUGUACGCACCUGUGUUAAAUAUGUUACUUCAGGUUCUAUUGUUGUACUUCCCAGCCCCAGUUUAUCUUGCGAUUUAAGAUUACUAAUAUAGUACUUGUAUAGCAUAUACACUGAGUGUACAAAACAUUAAGAACACCUUCCUAAUAUUGAGUAGCACCCCCUUUUACCCUCAGAACAGGCUCAAUUCAUUGGGGCAUGAACUAUACACAGUGUUGAAAGCGUUCCUCAGGGAUGCUGGCCCAUGUUGACUCCAAUACUUCCCACAGUUGUGUCAAGUUGGCUGGAUGUCCUUUGGGUGGUGGACCAUUCUUGAUACACAUGGGAAACUGUUGAGCGUGAACAACCCAGCAGUGUUGCAGUUCUUGACACACUCAAACCGGUGCGCCUGGCACCUACUAUCAUACCCCGUUCAAAGGCACUUAAAUAUUUUGUCUUGCCCAUUCACCCUCUGAAUGGCACACAUACACAAUCCAUGUCUUGAUUGUCUCUAGGCUUAAAAAUCUUUAUUUAACCUGUCUCCUCCCCUUCAUCUACACUGAUUGAAGUGGAUUUAGUGACAUCAAUACUGACUUUUUAUACUCAGUGUAUAUACAGCACUAUAAUACAUGUGAUGUGUUAUCCCUACCCCCAGCACACAGUGGAGGUGCUGAGCCUGCUGUCUGACGAGGUGGAGACAGAUGAAGCUGUUCCUGGAGAGAACCUGAAGCUAAGGCUGAAGGGCAUCGAGGAAGAGGAGAUUCUGCCUGGCUUCAUCCUCUGUAACGCUGAGAACCUCUGCCACUCCGGACGCACCUUUGACGCCCAGGUAGGACAUGUCUAAAGUCGUCUUAGCUCGGUUGGUAGAGCAUGGCACUCGCAACCCCAGGAUAGUGGGUUCCAUUCCCGGGACCACCCGUACGUAAAAUGUACAGUGUAUGCACACAUGACUGUAAGUCACUUUGGAUAAAAGCUUCUGCUAAAUAAAUGGCAUAUAUUAUUAUUGUCUAGGAUUAGCUUACAAAGAUACACUGCAUCAGAGAAAUGCUAAAUGAUAGUGAUGCUAGGUUGGGUUGACUAAAUAUGUAAACUCCAGUACUUUUUUAAACUUUGUUUUCAGAUCGUCAUCAUUGAACAUAAAUCCAUCAUCUGCCCAGGUUACAACGCAGUCCUACACAUCCACACCUGUAUUGAAGAAGUAGAAAUCACAGUGAGUUACUAAGUUACAUUAUCUUGUUUACAUCUCCUAACCUAAUCACAGUGAGUUACUAAGUUACAUUAUCUUGUUUAUAUCUCCUAACCUAAUCCAGCCACCCUAGUCAUAGACUGUUCUCUCUGCUACCGCAAGGCAAGCGGUACCGGAGCGCCAAGUCUAGGUCAAAAGGCUUCUUAACAGCUUCUACCCCCAAGCCAUAAGACUCCUGAACAGCUAAUCAAAUGGCUACCCGGACUAUUUGUAUUGUCCCACCCCAACUCCCUCUUUUACGCUGCUGCUACUCUCUAUUUAUUAUCUAUGCAUAGUCAUUUUACCUCUACCUACAUGUACAUACUACCUCAAUUACCUCGACUAACCGGUGCCCCCGCACAUUGACUCUGUACCGGUACCCCCUGUAUAUAGCCACCCUACUGUUAUUUUACUGCUGCUCUAUAAUUAUUUGUUAUUUAUAAAUGUUUUACUUAACACUUAUUUUUCUUAAAACUGCAUUGUUGGUUAAGGGCUUGUAAGUAAGCGUUUCACUGUAAGGUCUACACCUGUUGUAUUCGGCACAUGUGACAAAUAAGAUUUGAUUUGAUUUGACAUUACCUUGUUAACAUCGCCUAACCUAAUCACAUUGAGUUACUAAGUUACAUUAGCUUGUUAACAUCUCCUAACCCGACCAGGUCUCUAUCCAAGUAUAGUCUGCCCACCACAGGUAUCUUCUCUGUCAGUGAAUAAUGUUAAUUAGUAAAUAAUCCUGUAUUCAAGUCAAUUCUCUCCUCAGGCCUUAAUCUGUCUAGUGGACAAGAAGACAGGUGAGAAGAGCAAGACGCGACCUCGCUUUGUCAAACAGGACCAGGUGUGCAUCGCCCGGCUACGUUGUGCCGGAACCAUCUGCCUCGAGACCUUCAAAGACUUCCCACAGAUGGGGAGGUUCACCCUACGAGACGAAGGUAGUGUGUGUGUGUGUGUGUGUGUGUGUGUGUGUGUGUGUGUGUGUGUGCGCGUGUGUGUGCGCGUGCGUUCCUGUAGUAUUGUUUUAUACCAUGUUUUGUUUCUAUUGAUGAAUAUGAAUAAGCUUCUACUUGAUAUAUUCUAUUUACAUUAAUUUGCCAAACCAGAAAACCAUUGCCAAAUGGAGUACUAAAGGUUUUUAUAACUAUGUAAUUGUCUCCCUUUUCAGGCAAAACCAUUGCUAUUGGCAAAGUACUGAAGCUGGUACCAGAGAAGGACUAAUGUGAAGCAGCAUGGAAUCCUGGGACAGUUGUCAUGAAAGAGGAGGAAGCUGCUGAUGCCUACCUAGCCAGCCACCCCUUCUUACAUACCACUAUCUGCUGAAGAAGAGGAGGAGGAGGAGGAGGAGAACAAAUCAUGUUUGAAAAUAAAGAGGAAACUUUAAAAAGUGACUGAAUCAGUUUUUAUGAUGAACAAUAUUAAUGAAAUACAAGUCCAGUGUGUCAGCUUUCUCAUAUUGAGAGCUCAGCUAUGCCACUAAUGUAGCCACUACCCUUUCCCAGGCUAACCUCACUCUGUGCUGGUCUACCUUUUGUUUUGGAAAUGGGAAUGUUUGCGUUGUUACUUCGCUUGGAAAGGAAGGGACUGGCGUUGCAUCUGGUUGCAUCAGGUUUGGACCAGAGUUAGCUAGUUAUACACAUUCAAAUCCAAAAUAUUAUACCAAAAUGGUAAUAUUUUGGUUGUAGGUAUCCCCAUACCAAAAUCCUAAUCUGGUAUGUUCACACAAUCAAACAAACAUGGUUCCUGUUGUGAACGUGUGUUGUCAUGUUACCAAUCAAUCAACAACAAUGAAAAUAAAGUAUCAGACUGAGAAAAAAAUAAUGAAAGGCUCUGUUUAUUCUCCAUUUCUUACAAUGUUAAUUUAG
Molecule: messenger RNA, 12803 nt
Organism: Coregonus sp. 'balchen'
Lineage: Eukaryota; Metazoa; Chordata; Actinopteri; Salmoniformes; Salmonidae
Source: the annotation of a GenBank genome assembly